CAAGCAUGGCAUGGCAUGGCCGUUGCCGUGGUCACGUUGCGGGAUUCUCGCCGAAAGGUUAUCGCGAUGUUUUUAGCCCCGUGUAAAAUUUAAGUCAACAUGGAUCCCGUAUAACAUGUGAUUUAUAACUGACUUCUAGGAAAGCAAAAUGCGUUUGUUAAAAUUGCCUAUUCAGAGCUCUGCGUGCGCGUGUCGUUGUAUGACUCGGACAGCGAGCGGCUCCUCAAGGCACAUUCACCUGCGCGCGGCGGCAGCAGCAGCAGAAACUGUAUGCGGCAGCCUGUGGUCUUUAUCAAGACGAUUUCAGUACAUUCGCUUGCUGAGAGACGCUCGGCAGAAGAGCACCAAAGGCAGUGUAUCGUCGCUUUUCAUGCCAGUUCCGGUAAAAGUGUCCAACAACCCGGAUGAUAUCAAUGUAGGAGAAGAGCUAACUACGAAACUCAAAAAAGAGGAUCUUCUUAAGCUGCUAAACCAAUUUAGUAAACGCCCGGAGGUUAUAAAAUGGAGCGAAGAGAAUGGUCUAGAUGCUCGUUUGUUUCACCAAGCCUUUGUAAGUUUUCGACGGUACUGCAUGGAGUCGGAACAGCUUCCAGCAGAUUUGCAUAUAAUUUUCAGCGACCUACUUCAAGGCGGCAGGCACCUGGACGACCUUCUUCCUUACUUUCUCCAACAUGCGAGACAGAUCUUCCCACAUUUGGAAUGCAUGGAGGAGCUGCAGAAGAUCAGUGACUUGAGGCACCCUGGAAACUGGUAUCCUGAAGCACGUGCUAUCCAGAGGAAAGUGAUCUUUCAUGCUGGACCCACCAACAGCGGCAAGACACAUGCAGCACUUGAGGGUUUUCAUAAUGCAAGCACUGGCCUUUACUGUGGACCGUUAAAAAUGCUGGCUGUAGAAGUUUUCCAGAAGACUAACGAGAAGGGCACACCGUGUGACCUAGUGACGGGCGAGGAGCGGAGGUGCGUGUUGCCCGAUGGCCAGUCAGCCCAGCAUGUGGCAUGCACAGUUGAAAUGGCUGCUGUUCAUACCCCAUAUGAUGUGGCUGUGAUUGACGAGAUCCAGAUGAUGCGCGACCCCCAGCGAGGAUGGGCCUGGACUCGUGCUCUCCUGGGGCUGGCAGCCAAGGAGCUUCACCUGUGUGGCGAAGCAGCUGCUGUAGGGCUUGUGCGCAGCCUGCUGGCCUCACUCGGAGAAGACCUGGAGGUUCGGAAGUACAAACGCUUGACACAGCUAACUAUUGAAAACAGAGCACUUGAAAGCUUAGAAAAGAUACAACCAGGUGACUGUGUUGUGUGUUUCAACAAGAGUGACAUCUACCAAGUGAGCCUACAAAUUGAACGGCAGGGACUGGAGUGCGCCGUCAUCUACGGGGGACUGCCACCUGGCACCAAGCUGGCCCAGGCGCAAAAAUUCAAUGACCCUGAUCAUCCAUGCAAGGUGCUUGUGGCAACCGAUGCCAUCGGUAUGGGUCUCAACCUCAGCAUUGGCCGUGUCAUCUUCUACUCCCUCGUUAAGCCAACGAUAAAUGAGCGUGGCGAACGACAGAUGGACACUAUCUCUACAUCUCAGGCUCUCCAGAUUGCAGGCCGAGCAGGCCGUUUUGGGAGUCGAUAUGAAGUUGGUCGGGCAACAACAAUGAAGCCACAGGACCUACCUGCACUGAAGCAAAUCCUUGCUGCCUCUGUGGAGCAAAUUGAAGCAGCGGGCCUGCACCCAACGGCAGAGCAGAUUGAGCUCUUUGCUUACCAUUUGCCCCACGCAACUCUGGCCAACCUUGUGGACAUUUUUGUCAGCCUUUGCAAAGUUGAUUCAUCGUCCUACUUCAUGUGUAAUUUGGAGGGCUUCAAGUUUCUGGCUGACAUGAUCCAGCAUGUGCCCCUGCCACUGCGGGCACGAUAUGUAUUCUGCUGCUCACCGAUCAACCAGAAAAUGCCAUUUGUGUGCAGCAUGUUCCUCAAGUUUGCACGGCAGUACAGCCGCAAUGAACAACUAACAUAUCAGUGGUUAGGGCGCAACAUUGGUUGGCCCUUGGCCGUCCCGAAGUCCAUCAUGGAUUUGGUUCACCUGGAAGCUGUUUUUGAUGUGUUGGACCUUUACCUCUGGCUCAGCUACCGCUUCCCAGACCUAUUUCCAGAUGCUGAGGCUGUACGUGCCAUGCAGCAGGAAUUAGACCUAAUCAUUCAAAAGGGUGUGCUCAAUAUCACACAGCUGCUACGUGCUGGCAUGGAAAGUGCUGCUGAGGAAACCGAUCAUGACGAAGGGGCCCCCUCAGCCCACGCACCCAAGCUACAGGGCAAGCUUGCUGACCGUUUGCUUGCUCAAGGCCUCCUCACCAAAGAGCAACUUUUAGAACUCCAGCGUGAGUGGCAGCGUGGCAGCCCAAGGGAUCGCCGCAACAAGAAGCCAAAAUAACAUGCACAGACACAACUAGUACAUAGUGCCCCAGGUUUUGCAGAAGCCUUCUGUAUUCAACAUGGUCAUUGUGUUUGUAGGGUUUGUUGCAUAAAUGUGGGAACUGUGCCAAAGUUUCCAGUCCAGGAAGGCAAAAAACGAACAAGUUGAACAAGAGCCAUGCUCUGUGUACAGGCAGGACCAUAUUUAGCGGAAAGAAGUGAGGACGUGGCUUGAGCUCUGUGUCAUGCCAGAUGCUGGUGCCACAUACGUGGAUGGCAGUCAGUGUAUUGCAUAGUCAUGAAGUGUGCCAUGAUAUGGCACCCGAUGCAUCUAAAUAAUUGUGUGCAGUGUGCGAUGUUGACAUUUGCUCACUGGCAACAAAUAAGCUCCUGCUCUUGGCACACACAAAUUUUUCUACUCACCAAGCCACACAUUGGCCGGCGCAGUAGAAGAAAUUGUGCUGAAGGCAGCUCCCACUGUGCUCUUUACUGUCAGUUACGUCUGUCUUGGCACACAGCAAGAGUCAAGCACUCACAUUUUCCCACAAUGUUUGUCUCCCCUGUACUGUCCAUUUGGCACUUGCUGUGUUGUCAGAUUUGCUGCAUUGGAACAGUACUGCGAGGUUCUUUCAUGGUGUUAGCACUUGUUAGCUAGAAUGACCCAGAGUUCUGUUCCUUGCAGCUUUAAUGCACAUUGCUUCCAAGCACUGGCCUUUCAGUGCUGACAAAGUUCUGUGUGGAAGUGUCAUUAAAAGUGCUACCCGCAUGAAUUGCCAGUGCAGUCUUGCAUAAGUGUUCAUUGCGUUUAGGAGCGGCUCUUCCACUUUUGGCAGCUGUGUCAGAUAGAGCCUGGUUCAGUAUUGCAUUGUCAAGGUGCAUAUGUGGAGUUCUGGCAGAACAGACAACAUUGUGAUACCUGUCUAAAAAGCGUUCACGUGUCAAAGGCAAUGCUAUUCUUACUGCCACCGUAUUCACCCGAAUCUAACGUUCACCUUUAUUCUGAGAAAAUUGGUCAGAAAAUCGCCUGCGUGUUACAAUCGGAUAUAAAACCAAAACUGUGUUUGCAGCAUUGGCAACAGCCUACUAUCAGAGCCAUCAGACGCAGCGUCAUCGCUCUCACAAAAUAGCGGCUAAGCACUUUUUCAUGAAGAUUGCUGUGGUUGUGUGGAUUCAUUUUAUGCUCGACUACGAUUUGGAGUGGUGUUCUCGGUCAAUCACUUUCGGGGAUACUAUCAGUUUGAUGAGAUUUUGUGUGACUCGCUACCGGAUGCGUCAGCAUAUACGGCUGCCAGCAUUUCUGCCGCUGUGUCAAGCUUGCUAUUACAGUGAAUCUGUUUAUCUGACAGACCUGAAUGAAGGAGCCAUAUGCAUGGUCUCAUAGGGGGUUAUCUGGGCUGGCUAAAGUCUGUAGAGUGAACAAAAAAGAUAAUGAAUGAUAGUAACGUACAGAAUAAAAGAAGGACAUGUGAUUUCAUCAUGCACCACACCUGCGCAGUGGGGGUGUCGUCUGCUGUCGUCUGUCUGCCCUCAAUAUAACGGCGCAGCAGUUGUGGCGGGAAAACAUGGGGAUGUGCGUCACGGUAGCCGCCACGGUAUGUAAGAACCGGAUUGUGCAUUGCAGAGGUAGACCAUUGCAACAGUUGCAACUCCAACAAAAACGGGGGAAAUGGAAAGACCACAUAUUGUGCGCACGGCCGAAGAACAAGCCGAGUAUGAGGAGAGGCAUCGACAGCAGAGACACAACUAUAACCAACGACUUCGUGCCCAUGUGAAAAUGGAGAAUACGGCCAGUGACUUUGCCUCUGAAGAAUGUCAGCAAGAGCUUAAUUGUCAGCGCCAAGUGCAAGCUACCGAUGAAGAUUGCGCAUUGGAGGCCGCUCGUAAGCGUCAGGCUAGGUCGUUUGAGUCUACGUCCAAGCGGCAGAAGCGCGAGUUGCCACCUCCUUCUUGUUUCACCGUGGCGAAUUACAAAUUCAAGAGAAUGUGCCUGGACGUGGAAGUCUUACGUGCGUAAAAUCAUGUGAAAGUGUUAAUAGUAUCUUUAAAAUUGAUCGCUUGGGAAUACCGCCCCUUAUGCUUGGUACCUGUUGCCAAUGAAGUGCAAAUGGUGAUGACGGCAUGCCGCUUUCAUUAUAAAAGCUAAUGAAAAGAACAUUCAUUCUGUGUAGAUAACUUUUGCUUUUAUAAAUUUGUUAAAUAUGUUAAAUUCAGGUGCACUUUUAUUUUCUUACUUUAAACCCGUGAAAGUUGGGUGCACAUUAUAAUUGGGUAAAUACAGUUAUUGCUCCUGCCAAAACCUCCCAAGAAAUUUUAUCCCAACUUAUCAGAACAUUCACCUCAAUUUUUUUUCUUAUUUGAGUGCAUUGAAUUCAGGGCUGUUACAUGGUAAACCAGUUCUCUGGGAAUCUGCAACUUGUAGGAAACUUUAUGAAAGGGAAAAAUUGUCACCGGCCUGAGCGUAGCACAAAGCUGUGAAGGAGGCUAGCCUGUGCUUCGAGUUGUCAAUUUCGCCUUGCUCUGAAAUUGUCCUGGUUAGCUCAGAUAAUAUAAAGCAAUCACUCAAUAAGGGCAUUGGUUCCAUGUUCAAUCCCAAGCCAGGAUGAAUUUUUCUUCAGCUGUGAGGCUUUCUUUCUGAGAAACUUGUAUUGGGUUUUCUUUGUAGCUUUGUGCUAUUCUCUGGUGGAUGUUCCUUUUUCUUUUUAGGGCUGUUGCAGCUACAUGUGCAUUUUGCCUACAAAACAAGGUCUUUCUGGCCUAAUUUUAGGAGAGCUGUCUUUGAAUAAAAUUAGGCCAAAGAAAUUCCUUGCUUAAAGUGUUGUAAA
Dermacentor andersoni is the source of this 5213-nucleotide messenger RNA. RefSeq names its product Suv3 helicase (gene Suv3). Lineage: Eukaryota; Metazoa; Arthropoda; Arachnida; Ixodida; Ixodidae. Gene Ontology annotation, molecular function: RNA helicase activity; hydrolase activity, acting on acid anhydrides; ATP binding. Gene Ontology annotation, cellular component: mitochondrial degradosome. The record is from RefSeq and is a predicted model, not a curated record. Gene Ontology annotation, biological process: mitochondrial RNA 3'-end processing.